AGGGCGCGGGGGUGGGCGACCCCUGCGUGGAAGGUCACUGCGGCCCCGGAACCCACACUAUUUGCAACAACAAGACCAAGACCUGCAUGUGUGAUUCCUACCACCCCGUGACCAUUAGCUCCCAGCUGUGUGCCAAAGGGGCUUUGUUGGGAGCACCUUGUUUCCACCAUGACCAGUGCCAAUACUACGACGUCAACUCCCUGUGCCAGGAGGAGGGCAGCAGCUCCAAGUGCCAGUGUCAGGACAAGUAUGAACUCAGAACUAUCGAGGGCCUCAGCAUCCCCAAAGUCUGCUUCCCUGAUCUGGAGUCCCUAAAGGCGGACGUCCCCACGCUACUCGGCCUUGGUCUGGCGCUCUCCAUGCUGUCUGCCCUCAUCUGUUUGGUGCUCAAGAUUUUCGCACGAGCUCGCUUCGCCCGCCCCCGCCGCUACGCCGACGCGCGCAUCAACCCCCCGCUUACUGUGUCGGAGACCUACGCCGCCUUCGCCCUCGCCGCCAACGCUUCCAGCAGUAGCAGCCCAGCGCGCGGCCGCCAGCCCUCUAUUCGCUCAACUAAGUCAGCCUCAUCCUCGAGAAGACCUUCCUACAGCUCCCUGCACAGUGUUCGUCCUGGCACUCGUCGUUCCUCCCAGGCGUCCCUUCGUCUGGUGGUAGGGGAAGGGCGUGGUGAGCCCAUUGGCUACUACGUCUGCAUAAGGGAUCCCGCCACCGUGCACUCCAGAGGAGGGUCAAGGAGGCCGUCUCAAAGCUCCAUGGCCUCAAGCUCCGGGGACCUGCGUGAGGGGAGGAUGCACCACUACCUGUACCUGCGUGCGCCCAACUACUCGCUUACCUCGGAGACCAACACCACCACCACCGGGACCUCGGACUCCUCCCCUAGAACGCCCAAAAGCGCCGAGCAACUCCUGGCAGUGUACUCGGUGCCUGAGGCCGCCUCCCCCGAACCACCACCGUGCAAACCACCACCACCACCACCACCACCUCCCCAACAGCCCUCAACCUCCCACGCCACCUCCGCCUCAACCGCCGAGGGGCCGUGACAGCACUCGGUCUUGGAGCUCGGUGGCGUCGGCUCCUCUCACACGACCACCACGAUUGGCUACUCUAGUGACGACGUGUUCAAGGAGGAGGACGA
Molecule: messenger RNA, 1135 nt
Organism: Eriocheir sinensis (Chinese mitten crab)
Lineage: Eukaryota; Metazoa; Arthropoda; Malacostraca; Decapoda; Varunidae
Product: KN motif and ankyrin repeat domain-containing protein 4-like
Exons: 8
Coding region: 87-1040 (317 amino acids)
Source: RefSeq, a predicted model, not a curated record